GAUUUGGCUGAGUACUGAUAUGCUUUUGCCCCUUGUUCCUAAUUAUCCUUGCCUUGUUUCUGCAGCCACAGAACCUUGGCCUGAAAAUGCGACCUUAUAUCAGCAACUAAGAGGGGAGCAAAUUUUGCUUUCUGACAAUGCAGCAUCUCUUGCUGUGCAGGCCUUUUUGCAAAUGUGUAAUCUGCCUAUCAGAGUGGAGUGUAGGGCAAAUGCAGAAUAUAUGUCUCCAUCUGGAAAAGUACCUUUUAUUCAUGUGGGAAAUCAAGUAGUGUCAGAACUUGGUCCUAUAGUCCAGUUCGUUAAAGCCAAGGGCCAUUCUCUUAGUGAUGGGUUGGAUGAAGUUCAAAAAGCAGAAAUGAAAGCUUACAUGGAAUUAGUCAACAAUAUGCUGUUGACUGCAGAGUUGUAUCUCCAGUGGUGUGAUGAAGCUACAGUAGGGGAGAUCACUCAUGCCAGAUAUGGAUCUCCUUAUCCUUGGCCUUUGAACCACAUUUUGGCCUAUCAGAAGCAGUGGGAAGUUAAACGGAAGAUGAAAGCUAUUGGGUGGGGUAACAAGACUCUGGACCAGGUCUUAGAAGAUGUAGACCAGUGCUGUCAAGCCCUUUCCCAAAGACUGGGAACACAUCAUUACUUCUUCAAUAAGCAACCUACUGAACUUGAUGCUCUGGUGUUUGGCCAUUUGUACACCAUUCUUACCACACAGUUGACCAGUGAUGAACUUUCUGAGAAGGUGAAAAACUAUAGCAACCUCCUUGCUUUCUGUAGAAGAAUUGAACAGUGCUAUUUUGAAGAUCAGUGUAAAGGCAGGUUGUCUUAGAAUUUUAUGUCAAUUAGUUGUUACUUUAAAAAAUCUAACUUUUGAAAUAUGUAUUACCUGAACAUUAUAAUAGAUAAUAGUUUCAGAAUUUCAAAACCAAAAACACUUUUUUGAAACCUCAAAAAAAUUGUAUAAUUUCAUAUACAUGUUCUUUGUGCUGUUAUUUGUGUCCACCUCCAUUUUGAAUUGUUUGAUUUGUUACAUUGUAUUCUAUAUCUUGAUAUUUUAUUUCUUUAUGAGCAUAUAAAAAUAAACCUUAAGCAACUAUGGUUGUUUCAUUUACUUUCUUUGAUCUUUUUGGCUACUCACUGAAUUUAGUACAUGUGGAAUAAACAUUUCUCUAAGGAAAGCAA
This is a messenger RNA of Cricetulus griseus (Chinese hamster), 1170 nucleotides long. The record is from RefSeq and is a predicted model, not a curated record. NCBI's taxonomy places the organism in Eukaryota, Metazoa, Chordata, Mammalia, Rodentia, Cricetidae.